CACCAGCAGAGGGCGAUGGCGCAACGGGAGCGGAGCAGACGAGAGGGCCGUGCAGCGCGGCCGGAAGUUCCGUGUCACGUGGCAGCACCCGGAAGCGGCGGCAGGCGGGCGGCCAUGAGUAGCGGCGGCGGUAACGGAGCGGCGGCCGUUGGGACCGAGACUGAGGCCGGUGACGGUUUUGGUUCCGAUUCCGGUUCGGAGCGGCGGGUCCACAUCAUGGUGGAGUACUGCGAACCCUGCGGCUUCGGGGCCACCUACGAGGAGCUGGCGAGCGCCGUGCGGGAGGAAUACCCCGACAUCGAGAUCGAGUCCCGCCUGGGGGGCACCGGUGCCUUUGAGAUUGAGAUCAACGGGCAGCUGGUCUUCUCCAAGCUGGAGAACGGAGGCUUUCCCUACGAGAAGGACCUGAUCGAAGCGAUCCGCAGAGCCAGGAAUGGGGAACCGCUGGAGAAGAUCACCAACAGCCGCCCCCCCUGCACCAUCCUGUAGCCCUGCGCCCGGUGGGGGUCUCCUGUCCCCUCAGCACCCCGUGCUUCACUGCUCCCCGGUAACUUCCUGCACCCCUGGGGACGUUGGGGGGAAUGCAGGAGCAUAAGGAGGGGAGCUGCCAUGGUGCUGGUGUCACUGGUCCAGCUCUGCCCAUGCCCUGAGGCCACGUCCACACCGUGCAUGGGUUGUAACUGUGGCACUUACCUGCCUGCUCCCCUCCUGCCCCUCCCUCCAGCAGCAGCACGGGGGGGGGGGCUCUCAUUCUCAGCCCCUGGGGGGUUUGGGGCACUGCACAGCCCCACUGCCCCCUGAUCUGUGAGGCCAGUGAACGCCCAGCCCAACCUGACCGUCAGAGGGGACGCGGCGGCUUCACAGCUCCCAAAGGUUUAUGCAGAGGAACGUAAACUUGAGUGUGGUUCGUUAAUGAUUACAGCUUCUCUGAUCACUGUUUAAACAGGUACGAGGGCAGCAGGGACCGGCCGGCCAUGGGAACCCCUGUUUGGCUCUGUCCCCACAGCCCUGGGGUUCGUUUAAUGGCCAUGAGCUUCCCCUGCUGCCCCGUUCCCAGGCUCCCGGCUCUCACCCUCCCCACGUAAUGACUCUGCCCUUUACUACAGGGCAGCUGAGCCCAGGGCAGCGUGGCAGAGCCGAGGUGGCCGUCCCCUAUUUAUUAUGUACUGUCUGUAAGCCCCACGGCCCGGUGCUGAAUAAAGGAUGGAGGAAAACAGUG
Gallus gallus (chicken) is the source of this 1219-nucleotide messenger RNA. RefSeq names its product migration and invasion enhancer 1 (gene MIEN1). The transcript has 4 exons. Gene Ontology annotation, biological process: negative regulation of apoptotic process; positive regulation of filopodium assembly. Bases 16 to 489 code for a protein of 157 amino acids. The record is from RefSeq and is a predicted model, not a curated record. NCBI's taxonomy places the organism in Eukaryota, Metazoa, Chordata, Aves, Galliformes, Phasianidae.